This is a messenger RNA of Bufo gargarizans (Asiatic toad), 1577 nucleotides long. RefSeq names its product oocyte zinc finger protein XlCOF7.1-like. Lineage: Eukaryota; Metazoa; Chordata; Amphibia; Anura; Bufonidae. The record is from RefSeq and is a predicted model, not a curated record. Gene Ontology annotation, molecular function: DNA-binding transcription repressor activity, RNA polymerase II-specific. Bases 264 to 1577 code for a protein of 437 amino acids. Gene Ontology annotation, biological process: negative regulation of transcription by RNA polymerase II. The transcript is spliced from 9 exons.
GAAAGGUCUUUCAGCCCCACUAGAGGUCGCAAAUGUAUGGGCUCCUGAGAGGUGUAGGUCACGUGAUGCGAGAACCUGAGAUAGGUGGUGGUGAAAAAUAGCUCUCUAGAAGAGAGAACAACGCCGGAGAGAUGUCCCAGUCCUCUUCUACAGGAUGGUUCAGAAGAACAUCAAAACGUCCCACUGGAUGAUAAGGUUUCUACAAUAUAUGAUACGCUCAGUGGAUAUCUUAUUUGUAAGAUCAUUCUGCUGACCCAUCAAGGAUGGAUAGAAACAGUGAAAAGAUGGCAGAGAGUAUAAUAAAUCUCACCCUAGAGAUCCUCUUCCAGCUUACUGGACAGGAUUACACCGUAAUAAAGGAGACCUCUAGUGAGUGCUGUCAGACCUCUGUGUUUGGAGGAUGGGAAAGAACCCGGAGCCCGAUAUAUAAAAAAGUCAACAGAGAGAAGAUCCUAGAGCUCACCAACAAAAUCAUUGAGCUGCUGACUGGAGAGGUUUUUAUAAGGUGUCAGGAUGUUGCCGUGUAUUUCUCCAUGGAGGAGAGGGAAUACUUAGAAGGAUACAAAGAUCUGUACCAGGACUUCAUGAUGGAGGAUCACCAUGCCCUCACAUCAGUUAAGGAAGAGAAAAUAACAACGGAGAGAUGUCCCAGUCCUCUUCCACAGGAUGGUUCAGAAGAACAUCCCGAUGUUCCACAGGAUGAUCAGCUUUUUAACAAUAUUAAGGCUGAAGAGAAAUAUGUGAUGGGUGAUGAACAGAACAUAGAGGACACAGAUAACCAUUCAGAUGACUGUACCAGGAGCUUACAUGAACAUCUGAGAUCUUCAGAUUUUAAAGCAGACAAUUGUGGUGUGAUAGAAGAUAUAUAUAAAGAGCAUGCAAUUAUCUCAGAUGUACCCUUGGACUUUAAAAGCAAAGAUCUAUCAUCUGAUCCUUUGGAUGGUUUCCAGUCUUCUGAUUUAUCACAGACUGUUAAGCAAAAUAAAGGUCACAGAAGAAGUGUUCCGCGCCAAAGAACCCGCACAAGAAAGAAGACUUUUUCAUGUUUAGAGUGUGGAAAACGUUUUAACCAUAAAUCAAAACUUGUUCUACAUGAGAGAAUUUAUACAGGGGAGAAGCCAUUUUCUUGUUUAGAAUGUGGAAGAUCUUUCUCACAGAAAACAAGUCUUGUUAUACAUCAGAGAACUCACACAGGGGAGAAGCCAUUUUCAUGUUCAGAAUGUGGGAAAUGUUUUAGAACUAAAUCGCAUCUUGUUUUGCAUGAGAGAACUCACACAGGGGAGAAACCGUAUUCAUGUUCAGAGUGUGAGAAAUGUUUUACAGAUAGAUCGCAUCUUGUUAGACAUCAGAGAAUUCACACAGGGGAGAAGCCAUUCUCAUGUUCAGUGUUGAGAAAAAGCUCAAUGUUACCAUUUUGCUACAGUAAAUCUUUAGUACUAAAUGAAUGGCCUUUUCUGAAGGAGUCAGAGCUGGAGUCAUAUUCAGACUGUGAUAAGAUGCAGGGUUGGAGUUGGAGUCAGAACUUUGGCUUACCGACUCCACAGCCCCCGUCAAUUGUUACCAGAGCAGCGGAUUAG